AGUAUACAUGAUGCAGAGCAUGCGUAGCUCAUUUCGGUAAAAAAAAUUUAAGUGUGAAAAUUAAGAACUAAAAUUUUAAAUUUUUAAAAUAAUAUUUACAAACGUUGAAACGAAAACUGCAAAAAAAUAUAAACAAACAAGAAAGUAGUGUUAACAGUACUCCAACGUGGAAAAUAAGUGUUUCAAGAUGGAUUUUUACUUCAUUAUUUUCUCCACAAUCUUUGCGCUCCUGAUCAGCUAUCUACGCUACAAAUAUCAAUAUUGGGAGCUACUUGGUGUACCUCAGCUGAAGAUGAACUACUUUUUUGGAAACCUGUUCCGCAUAAAAACUAUGCAUAAAACGGAAAUUUUACACGAAGUUUAUAAAGAGUUUCGUGGUAAAGCAAAAUUAGUCGGCACAUACGUUUUUACCAAACCUAUAGCCAUUGCACUGGACUUAGACUUGGUGAAGUCGAUAUUAAUCAAAGAUUUCAAUAAAUUCACCGAUCGUUUAGAGCAACGUAAGAGCACUACAAGCUAUAUCACUCAGCAUUUAUUUCGUGUGGAUGGCGAAAAGUGGCGUCCAUUGCGCACGAAGCUUACACCGACCUUCACAUCGGCGAAAAUGAAGUUUAUGUUUCCGACGCUAGUGAACGUAGCGCAUCAAAUGGAAGAGGCUAUCAACGCGCACUUAACUAAAACGCCGAGCGGUGACAUAGACACACACGAUUGGAUGGGGCGCUUUACGACUGAUGUGAUUGGUCACUGUGCCUUCGGUGUUGAGUGCAAUAGUUUGAAGGAUCCGAAUGUGGUAUUUCGUCGCAUGGGACAUCGCAUUUUUUAUCCAAAAUAUUUCUCCGUACGUCUACGUACAUUUAUGCUUAUAUAUCCCGCUAUUUUCAAAUAUCUGAAAUUUUUCAAUAUCAAAGAACAUUCAAAAGACGUAGAAGAUUUUACAUUGCAGCUGGUGCGUGAUACGCUGCGUUUGCGCGAAGAACAAAACGUACAGCGUAAUGACUUCAUUGAUUUGUUAAUUGAGUUGAAAAAUUCCAAAGAUAUGAAAGGCGUGCCUAAAAUGGGCGUUGAGGAGAUGGCUGCACAAGUGCAUAUCUUUUUUGCUGCGGGCUAUGAGACCAGCUCUAGUAACUUGAGUUACGGGCUAUAUGAAUUAGCGAAGAAUCCCCACAUACAGGAUAAGCUGAGAGCCGAAAUCAUUAGUGUUUUGAAGAAACAUAAUGGCGAAUUGACCUAUGAAGCUAUGAUGGAGAUGACAUAUUUGGAUCAAUUAAUAACGGAGACUCUACGGAUGUAUCCAGCACUCGGUGGUCUUACUCGUGUCUCCGUUGACGACUACAAAGUACCUGAUACGGAUAUCACACUUAAAAAGGGCACACGCGUUUACAUACCCGCUAAAGAGAUACAUUAUGAUCCGGAUAUCUAUGAUAAUCCUAAAGAGUUUCGCCCGGAGCGCUUCCAUCCGGAUGAAGUACAAAAGCGUCACCCUCAGGCCUUUCUCGGUUUUGGUGAUGGGCCGCGUAAUUGUAUUGGGCUCCGCUUUGGACGUAUGCAAGUGCGUGUUGGGUUUAUCACUUUGCUCAAAUCUUAUCGCUUCAGCUUAUCGGAGAAGACACCAAAAGAGCUAGAGAUUUCUAAAUAUAGUAUAGUGCUUGUACCGCAUAGUAAAAUUUGGCUGAAGGCAGAAAAAUUAUAGUGAUAAAAAUUGUGUUACUGCACAAUGAUUUUUAUUUUAAGUUCAACGAAAUAAAGCAUAUUGAUGCUAAAGUAUAAUUAAAAAGCUUCAAUAAGUGGUGCUUAUACAAAUUUCUGUACAAGAGA
Molecule: messenger RNA, 1815 nt
Organism: Bactrocera oleae (olive fruit fly)
Lineage: Eukaryota; Metazoa; Arthropoda; Insecta; Diptera; Tephritidae
Product: probable cytochrome P450 6a13
Molecular function (GO): iron ion binding; oxidoreductase activity, acting on paired donors, with incorporation or reduction of molecular oxygen; heme binding
Source: RefSeq, a predicted model, not a curated record